Clupea harengus (Atlantic herring) is the source of this 2172-nucleotide messenger RNA. It is a transcript of the gene il20ra, whose product is annotated as interleukin 20 receptor subunit alpha. Gene Ontology annotation, cellular component: plasma membrane. NCBI's taxonomy places the organism in Eukaryota, Metazoa, Chordata, Actinopteri, Clupeiformes, Clupeidae. Gene Ontology annotation, biological process: cytokine-mediated signaling pathway. The record is from RefSeq and is a predicted model, not a curated record. Gene Ontology annotation, molecular function: cytokine receptor activity; protein binding.
AACAUGUAUUGACACUCACCUGUAGAAACCAGAUAACAAUGCUCACAGUUACCCUGCCCACGAGAAUCUUAGGAGGAACUCGAAGGUAGCCUGUGUGGAUAAGUAGCUUUUAGGGAACACAUUCUGUUAGGGCACAAUGUAGACGAGCUAUCAAAAAUGCUGAACAUUUAUUUGCCUGUGUUCACUCUUCUGGCGCUACAUAUGACAGACUCCACCACCAUAGCUCCACCAGAAGGGGUUCAUUUCAACUCCACAAACCUAUGCAAUGUUGUGGUGUGGAAACCUGGCGUGGAAGGAACCCGCUACUCAGUGGCGUACGCAAUCUAUGGUGAUGAAGACAAGGCAGUAGGGGGGCAGGUUGCGUGGAGGGAGGUUAAACACUGCACUCGGAUCCUCCAGAGCUCCUGCGACUUAUCAGACCAGACCCAUAACUUGGACGAUGAUUACUACGCCAGAGUGAGAGCAGUUAGCGACUCCGGAGUCACCUCUAACUGGAUGACCACCCUAAGGUUCUAUCCUCGGACAGACACGGCCUUGGGUCCACCACAGUUGGCAGUGCAUGUCAAUGGAAAUAUCCUCGAUAUUAAACUGAAGGGUCCGAUGCGAUGGAAGAACAAACACAUGAAGAAAGAGCGUCCUCUGAAGAAUAUCUUUACUGGGUACAACAUCUCUGUCUAUGACAACACAAAUAGACAAGUGAGGCAGAUUAUAACGCAGAACCAGUCCUACAGACUUGGUUCGCUGGUAUAUGAUACCAUGUACUGCAUCUCUGCGGGGACCUACUCACAGCACAUUCCUGUAAAAUCCCAUGCAACUGAAUGGCACUGCGUGACAACACCAACGGAUCCCUUUAAGGAGCGCAUGCUGCUGGUGAUUCUAGGUGGUCUUCUGCCCUCCGCGAUAUCAUUGUUUGGCCUGAUAUUAGUCAGCUGUCUUGUUUACCAUUACAUAUUUGGUAACAAGCAGAAACAACCACACAGCACGGUGAUAUUACCUCGUGAGCCUGAAGUGGCAAUUAUUGAUUUCAACAUCAACAUCAUCAAACCCAUGCUCCAGCCAGCGCUGAUUCACUCGGGGGAUGAAUGGGAGAAGCUCCUUCCCACUAUCCAGCCUCCUCAACAUCCACAGCAACCCAGGGAAGCACUGGAGCCCCAGCCUCCCUCCUAUGCAUCUCAGCAACCUCCUGCCAGUGCGUCACCAGUUUAUAACUCACAAUCAUGGCAGUCUUCAGGAUCUGUUGGUGAAGAUGAUGUCCAGGAGGUUGAAGAUGAGAUGCCUCCAGACUACGGAUUUGUUGUCCACCAGCCUCCAGAAGAAUCGAGGGGAACGGGCUUUGAUUCUCCCGUCCUCCCACAGCCCCCCGUGACCCCCGUGACCCCCGAGACCCCCGGCACUGGAACCAACCCUUACAAGAUGAGGAAUGGCAGCUCAUGUCAGUCAGCAUGUCAGAGCGACACAGACGAGCACGGUCCAACGCUGAUAGACUGGAAUCCAAGCACUGGCAUUCUGCAUAUCCCCGAUUUGAACCCAAUGCUGGUCAGGUGUGAGGCAGAGGAGGAGGAGGAGGUAGACGUGUCCAUACCCAGAGACAUUUUCUCCAGCCUAGUGGUGAGACAGCCAUCGCAGGAGAGCUGUGAGCCCGAGGAUGACCUCUUUCAAAUGGAGACUGCCUGGCAGCUACAAGUCAACAUGGAGGAAUAACUCAUGUCUAUGCAACAGCACACCGGCAACUAGGGUUUCCACCCUCAAUACACAAAAUAAGUGAAUAUGUGAAGUAUCAGUGUUUUCGUUUCAAGAUAAUACAAAAUGUAGACAGUCAAGGGGAAGACAGGUGGCAACCAUAAUGACAAGCAGUCUGCUCAGUAGCCUGUCAUUUAGAUUAAGAUGUGUAACUGGAAGGAAUAGUGACGUAAUACAUAUAUAUAUACAUGUAUAUAUACACUGUGCAGUUUUAACAUUUUUCUAAAGUAUCACAAAGAACAAUAUGAAGUAAAUUGCAUCUUCUAUAAUUUUGUACUGUAAACUAACAUGAAUGUGCCAACUAAGUGUUUUCUCUGAAAUAUGAAGGAUUAUAUAUGGCUAGUGUUGUGAUUGAGUUCAGUCUCAGUCUGUGAAACUCAUCUACUGUAUAAGCUUACCUCUACAACCAUUAAAAAUGCAGUCCACAAUUCA